Messenger RNA from Gastrolobium bilobum, 948 nucleotides. RefSeq names its product nuclear-pore anchor-like. NCBI's taxonomy places the organism in Eukaryota, Viridiplantae, Streptophyta, Magnoliopsida, Fabales, Fabaceae. Gene Ontology annotation, molecular function: structural constituent of nuclear pore. Gene Ontology annotation, cellular component: nuclear pore. The transcript has 4 exons. The coding region runs from base 361 to 696 and encodes 111 amino acids. Gene Ontology annotation, biological process: mRNA export from nucleus. The record is from RefSeq and is a predicted model, not a curated record.
UUAAACAACUUCAUUUGUCAGAAUGGAUAAAAGUAAAAUCUAAGACUGAGAUGGUUGCAACUUCCAAGCUUUGGGUUCGAGGAGGUUACCGCAAAAUGGAAAGGUUGAGGCGUGCCACUGAGUCAAAGUCACUCGCUAGUUAGAGGCGUGCACGGUGGGCGAAAUCCAGGUGGUGGCGAAUGGCGUCGGACUCGGAGGUCUUCAGCCAUGGCGAACGGCGCGAGGGUUAUACAUCUGCUCUGCUCUCUUCUUGAGUCUUUUUGAGAGAAGGAUGUUGUUGAUGAUAGAAGAGUUUUGAGUCAUUGGGGUGCCUCCGAGAGUAUAUAGAUAAGUGAGAUUAUUGUAUUACAUCGUGACAAGAUGGCACUAGAAGCAAACUUUGCUAAAGAGAGACUUGAUGGCUUAAUGAAAGAAUUCGAACAACAGAAAGAUGAAGCAAAAGACAUUUUAGCAAGAAAUGUAGAGUUUUCUCAGCUAGUUGUUGACUACCAACAGAAAUUGCGUGAAAGCUCUGAGUUAUUGAAUGCUGCUGAGGAGCUGUCUCGGAAACUUUCCAUGGAGAUGUCUGUUUUAAAGCACGAAAAGGAAGUGAUAUCAAAGGCUGAAAAGAGAGCAUCUGAUGAGGUUCGCAGUUUAUCUGAAAGAGUGCAACGCUUGCAGGUCAGGAUUUUUUUAUGUUUUUUUUAUGUUCUAUAAAUUAUGUAUAUUAUAACACUUAAUGCUGCAGGCUAGUUUGGCUACCAUACAGAGUGCUGAGGAAUGAAUGGACUUUCAAUGUUAGAUGGACUUUCAUCAUUUUCCAUGAUCCAAUCAUCAUUAGAAGAAAUAUCAUCAACAUUAUUCUCGUUCAUUUCUCUAGCCACCUUCUUCUUGGCCAAUCUUGAAAUAAGCAUCACUAAAACAACAUCAUUCAUAGUCAUUUGUUUCAAACGAUUUCUUAUUUUUGUA